Exophiala mesophila is the source of this 1789-nucleotide messenger RNA. RefSeq lists its product as uncharacterized. The transcript has 2 exons. Gene Ontology annotation, cellular component: trans-Golgi network. Lineage: Eukaryota; Fungi; Ascomycota; Eurotiomycetes; Chaetothyriales; Herpotrichiellaceae. Gene Ontology annotation, biological process: endoplasmic reticulum to Golgi vesicle-mediated transport; vesicle fusion with Golgi apparatus. The record is from RefSeq and is a predicted model, not a curated record. The coding region runs from base 289 to 1215 and encodes 308 amino acids.
UACUACUUUCCACAGUCAUCACCAUAAGUUUCUGAUCUCUGGACUCCUCCGUCACCAACAUCACUCGUUCGAAUCUCGCAUCCCACAUUCCCACGGGGAAUUUCAACGUCCUUUGUUGGGGUUUCCAGGGCCGUCGCAAGUGCAUCAGCAGACCACCACCUUCGUCGCGUAGCAGCCUGCGCAGCCAUUACACAUCUCACACAUUGACUACACCUCACCUCUGACGGGCUCCGGGGGCCGCACCGUCACCCUCACCUUGACCCUCAUCCUCUCCUUCACCUUCGCAUCAUGUCAUACUACAACCAACCAUACGGCCAAGGAGCUGCAGGCGGCAGCGGCGCCGCCAACCUUCAAUUCUACCCCUCGUCAUACACAAACGUGUCUGGCCACACCACACCAUCACAAGCCUCCUACGGUGGCUAUGGAGGAAGCAGCAGCGCGUCAGCAUACCCUGGGUACGGAGCAGGAGGAUCAGCGGCCUUUGGUGGUCCUGCUGGCGUCAGUGGGCGAAUGGGCGACUCUGGCGGUUUAAGAACAGGUUGGCUUGCUGCCUUUGGCACAGAGGGCUAUGAUGGUGAACCUGGAUUGAUGGAAGAGCUGGGCUUUAACUUUGGACACAUCAAGACAAAGACCGUUGCAGUACUCAAUCCUUGGACGAAACCCUCACCUCAUAUCAUGGACGACAGCGAUCUCUACGGCGGAUUGCUCUUCCUCGUACUAUACGGCACAUUUCUAGCCUUGUCCGGCAAGUUCUUCUACGGCUAUAUCUAUGGCAUCGCACUUUUCGGAUCUGUCGCUCUCCACUGGAUGUUUGCACUCAUGACACCACCACUGGAUCCCAAUGAAACAGAUCCAAUCUCUCAAGCCCCGCCUGACCAUACGAAUCCUCAUCAGACACGGACAGGCGGUCAUUUCUCUAGUACCUUGACCUACUCGAGGAGUGCCAGUGUGUUGGGAUAUUGUUUCCUGCCUUUGGUCUUUACGGCUUUGUUCGGCGUGGCUUUGCCCAUGGACACAGCUGUAGGAUAUGCUACCACGGCAGCGGCCGUUGGGUGGUGUACCUUCUCCAGCUCUGGCAUGUUUGUCAGUGUUGGUAGGAUGAAGGGCAUGCGUGGCUUGGUGGCCUAUCCUUUGGCAUUGUUCUACGUUGGCUUUGGCAUCAUGGGCAUCUUUUCUUCCAGAGGGAGCGGCGCUCUAGCGGGCAAGGUCUUGUGAUGAUCAUGUGACCAGAAAGGCAAACGAAAAUGAACCGUUUUUGUCAACCCCGUUUCAGCCUCGUCGUCUGGCUUGAAGCUGAACGACCACCACCAGGGGUCUGACCAGAACCCAGAUUCUGUGUGGUAUGGCAUGCGAUUGCAGAUGAGAUGCAGGGACUCAAUCUCGCUCGCUGGUCAGGCUAUUUUUGGUCUUGCCACAGAUUACACCUGGACUUCUCCCUUGCGUUAUAAAGCAGGAUGAUCCACCUACCCUCGAUGUGUAUCUCCUCAGGCACGCGAGGAUGAUCCUCUAACUGCCCCUGCGCUUCGAGGUGGGAUCGUCCUAUGCAGGUGCAACCAAGGUUGGGAACAGAUCCAUUGAAAUCGUAGGGACAAUGCAAGGCUGACUAUGACCGGUGUCUAAACCUGCAACGGACUUACCAUCUACUAUACAAAAGAUAGAUAGUUAUCCAAGAUGACGAUUGCAAAGAUUGAAAAGACAUUUUCAGUUCCCCAAUACCUGCAUGUCUGAGUCAUGGAAGAUAAAUUACCGGGAAUUGUUUAUGGAGCUUUUUACAUAUGUAUGGGAUAGC